Molecule: messenger RNA, 7814 nt
Organism: Leguminivora glycinivorella
Lineage: Eukaryota; Metazoa; Arthropoda; Insecta; Lepidoptera; Tortricidae
Gene: CASK
Product: peripheral plasma membrane protein CASK
Biological process (GO): regulation of neurotransmitter secretion; protein phosphorylation
Cellular component (GO): cell-cell junction; plasma membrane
Molecular function (GO): signaling receptor binding; protein kinase activity; ATP binding
Source: RefSeq, a predicted model, not a curated record
GGCCAAGCGUAUCUCAAAUCAGACGAGUACGGUCGUAUCGGAACUCCGCACUACAUGGCCCCUGAAGUCGUGUCGAGCCAGCUGUAUGGCAAGCCGGUGGACGUGUGGGCUGCGGGCAUUCUACUGCACGUGCUACUGGUCGGGUACCUGCCCUUUACUGGCACCAGGGAGAGACUGUUCGAGGCUAUAUGCCGAGGGAGACUGCGGUUUGACGCACCUCUUUGGGAUGACAUCAGCGACUCAGCUAAAGAUUUGGUCCAGCGAAUGCUGACAGUGGACCAUACGCAAAGAAUAUCCAUUCAGGAUGUGCUCAACCACAGAUGGAUAAGAGACCGUGACAAGCAAAACCGUAUCCACCUCGCCGGCACCGUAGACGAGUUGAAGAAGUUCAACAGCCGGCGACGCCUGCGCGCCGCCACGCUGGCGGCGGCCGCGGCCGACGAUGAGGAGGACGACGAACAACCCGCCAGCAAGCAGACUGUGCUGGAGGAGGCCAACGCGGCCGCUGUUAAUCUCGUGGUGGAAUCUCUGGACGACGUGGCUGUGCUGCAGGACGGGCCCGGGUUCGUGGACCCCGACCUGUUUCACAGCGUGCUGGAUGACCUGCAGCUACGAGCACUGCUCGAGGUGUACGACCGCAUCGCGUGCACGGUGGUGGUGACCUCCGGGCGCGCUCCCGCCGCGGAGGGCCGCCAGCGCUGCCGCCAGGCGCUGGACGCGGCGGCGCGCCCGCGGCACAACCCCGCCGGGCCCGCCGCCGCCUCCGUCACCACGGCCGCCGCCAUCCACCACCUGCGCCGCGCGCUCGCGCUGCCGCAUAUCAAGGCCCUCCUGCAGGCGCACGACGUGGUGGCGCGCGAGGUGUACGGCGAGGAGUCGCUGCGCGCCUCGCCACCUCCCGUCAACGGGCGCACCACAGCGCCGCCACAGGAGGACGACGACGACACCGAGCCCGAGUUCGAGAACGUGACCAGGGUGCGCCUCGUGCAGUUCCAGAAGAACACUGACGAGCCUAUGGGCAUAACCCUGAAGCUAGCUGACGACGGCAGGUGCAUCGUGGCACGGAUCAUGCACGGAGGCAUGAUCCACCGGCAGGCCACGCUGCACGUCGGCGAUGAGAUCAGGGAGAUCAACGGCACGCCUGUGGCCAACCAGUCCGUCGCACAACUUCAACGGAUGCUGCGCGAGGCUCGUGGGUCAGUGACAUUCAAAAUAGUGCCGUCGUACCGCUCGGCACCACCGCCCUGUGAGCUUUUCCGGAUUAAGCCUUCGCCCGUACUAAUAUUUGUGAGAGCACAGUUUGACUACGAUCCCUUGGAGGACGAAUUGAUUCCGUGUGCUCAAGCCGGUAUAGCGUUUACUACAGGAGAUAUACUACAGAUUAUAAGCAAAGACGAUACCCACUGGUGGCAAGCGCGCAAAGACGCUGCGGGCGGUUCGGCCGGGCUCAUACCCAGCCCUGAACUACAAGAGUGGAGAGCCGCAUGCGCCGCCGCCGAACGAUCUAACACCGACCAAGUGAACUGUUCUAUAUUCGGACGCAAGAAGAAGCAGUCCAAAGACAAGUACCUCGCCAAGCACAACGCCGUGUUCGAUCAGCUCGACGUCGUCACUUACGAAGAAGUCGUCAAGCUACCAUCUUUCCAAAGGAAGACUAUAGUGCUGUUGGGUGCGCAUGGCGUGGGACGACGCCACAUCAAGAACACGCUCAUCGCGCGUCACCCCGACCAAUACGCUUAUCCCAUUCCACACACCACCCGGCCCGCAAGGGCGGAUGAAGAAAACGGCAGACACUAUUAUUUCGUGACGCAUGAAGAAAUGAUGGCCGAUAUCGGAGCCAAUGAAUACCUGGAAUAUGGCACUCACGAGGACGCGAUGUACGGAACGAAGAUCGAGACCAUUCGCCGUAUCCACUCGGAGCGGCGGAUAGCGAUCUUAGACGUGGAGCCGCAGGCGCUGAAGAUCCUGCGCACGGCCGAGUUCGCGCCGUAUGUGGUGUUCAUCGCCGCGCCGCCGCUCAACAACGUGGCUGACUACGACGGCUCACUAGAAGUGCUAGUCCGCGUCGAGCAGCUCCGGCGCACGUACGGGCACUACUUCGACAUGAGCAUCGUCAACAACGACAUCGACGACACGCUCGCGCAGCUCGAGGCCGCGCUGGCGCGCCUGCGCUCCACCCCGCAGUGGGUGCCCGUCUCCUGGGUCUACUGACACGGAGACUCCUACUACCUCUAAAUGGAACAACCCGACAUUACCGGUGACGUGAUUUUGUUUUAGAGUUCUUUAAAUUUUGCCCAGCUCGCGGUGGGUGCCCGUCUCCUGGGUCUACUGACACGGAGACCGGUAAACUUAACAUUCGCAACCGGUGACGUUUUUAUGUUUAUGCGUUUUUUUCUUGUGAAAAGCUCUAUCUACCGUGCCCAAAGACACAGAGAACUAAUGCCUCUGGCUCGUAUUUCAAGUACGACGGUCUCGGCUGUCUACUAAGAUGGAGAAUUACUACCUUGCUCACAGCGGGUGCCCGUCUCUUGGGCCUAAAGACUCAGAGACUCUUACUAUCUGUAAACUUACCAUUCUAACCGUUGACAUACCAUACCUUUUGUUUCUGAGGUUUUUCAUGUGAGAGGGUCUACUCUACGGAGACGGAAACUCCUAAUAUCUUUAAACGAACUAAUGAAGCAGAAUCGGCGACGGUUACACCUUUUGUUUUUGAAUUAUUUGGCGAUAUUCUAGUAGUUUGGCCACCUAGCGGCAGGCUGUCGUCUCCUGGGUCUACUGUAAAGGAGACUCCUACUACCUAUAAGUUUAGUACGUCGCUCGAAUCAUAAUAUUUUCUUGUCAUCGACUUAAUAUGUCGACCUACGAACUUUAAAAUAAAACACCACUAUCUGCAAUGAGUGAUGUUUUCUUAGCGUUAUCCAACACACUUUUAAAGAUGCUUCAAAAGCAAUUAAGCUACACUCACGACACCUAUUUAAAAGCAAAAGCCUUUUCACACUUCACAGUGACACGCAAAUUAUCAGAUUAGGUACGUGGUGUUAUAUCAUUAUUUUUAUUUAUUUAUUUAUUUGUUUAAAUCCGCAGAGAAUGCGUCCGCGUUAGCUGAAUUUGUACACCUUUCAUUUAUUUUCAACAUUUUAAUACUUACAUUUACAUUAUACACUUUUCUUAUAAAUUAUUAUGGCCGCGUUUCGACAAGAACAACCAGUAGGUACCCAAUUACUUACAUGAAGAUAAUUCUUCAUGAAACGUGGUUUUAAAAUGUACCUUUUUAAAAUUUUAUUAAACAGUUUUUCACUGUAUCUACACUUUUAUGAUAACUAUUCUCAUAAACAUAUUUACCCUUAAUACGUGUUCUGAACGAAUAACAAAGAAGGUUCCGUAACGUCAGUUUUAUCGCGACAUUUUACAUUAUUGAAGAAUCAUUUAUUGUAUAAAAUUUGUGGAAUUUAGGAAAACAGUCAGCGCACAGCGCCAUAGUUUAUUAUUUGUAGUGUCUUAUUGACAAUAAUCAAGUUUUUAAUACCAAGGCUCCGUGUAAUGUAAGAAUCCGUACAAAGCUUCUUCGUUAACUUUUAUAUCCAAAACAUAAUUAUUUUUAAUUUAUUUUGAACAUCUAGUGCAAUCCAUGAUUCUUCGAUAAUAGUGACACGGUAUCUUUAAGUACUUAUUGAAUACAAUAAUCUCAACAUUGUUCCUUUCUCUCUUUAAUCGAUGACAGAAUAGAUAUCCUUAAUUAAGUUACCAACUACAAGGAUCUUGAAUCUACGAAAGCUUGCAUGGUAUUUGGUGCAUGAACGCUCAAUCUCACUAUUAUGUGCCAAAUGUGUGACUGCAUACCAAAUCCCAGGAUAAUAACGAUUUUAGACACUUGCACAUUAGCAACAUGAAUUUUGGAUCAAUUGUACAUAAAUAUACAUUAGUAAGUAAUUAAAUAAUCGUCUAGAAAAGUAAAGUAGCUCAACAAAUGCAUACAUUAAUAACUAUGUUUAAGAUCUAUUCGACUAUCUUAGAUACUAUUUACCUACAGACAAGGCAUGUUUCGCUCUAAGUACACAAUAUAGGAAUUAAAAAAUAUAAUAAAGCUACAUACUUCGAGAUAAAAUCAGUGUUUAUAAUUAACUGGAACCAUUUUGAACAAAAAUAUUUGUAUGAGUAUUUUCAAGACGAACAAUUACAUCAAGAAACCAGUAACUAACUACAAUCAGAAAAUGGUACCGUUGUGUACUUAAGGCGAAGAGUGGCCAAUCACAUCACAGAAUUAGAAUUCACAGGGUUCCAUGUACCAGUAUGUUUAAGUGUCAAAUUGUUCGCCUUUCUUGUAUUUUAGGGCCAAAAUACUAUUACUCAAGAUGACAAAGAGACGACAGGUAAUACAAGUAAUCGUAUUUAGGCUCUAAAGACAACUCACUCACUUUAUGUGUCAUAAUAACUUCUUAUAAAUUAUACCUUUUUACUUGUCACAAAUCGUACAGUUAUCGAUGUAAAUCAAACUUACGAGUAUGUACUUAAAUCCUAAAAGUUGGUAUCCAUGAUAAUAAUGACACCAAAACUUUGGCAUGUAUCACCACAUGUCAUAAAUCAUAAAACACCGAAUCAUCUUGAUAUAGAAGGUCAAGCUAAUUUUAGUUCAUUUUUUAGUGCCACGAUUUGCUUGACCAUCUAUAAUCUAUAAGUUAUACAAACGCUGAACAGAAAUUGUCUAAUUGAAGAGUUAUCCAAAUAAGUUGUUUGCGAGUAAACGUUUGACGUUCCUUGUGACAUUUUACAUUACUGUAGGUACAGUAAACCAAUUGGAACCCUAGGCCACUGAAGAACUAUGUCAUAGUGACGUUAUAAAUCAGAUUGUAAGAAAUCUCUUACUGCUUGUUAUUUUGACAUGGUUGUAGAGUGGCCUAGAGGGUUCCAAUUGGUUUGUAGUGUACCUACUCUUACGAUCAGUUUUUUUUUCUAAUUAGCGCGUCUGUUCCCAAAUUAAUGCAUUCCAUUCUGUAUAUACCUACUAAGUAAUAUACAAGUAGCAAAAUUUUACGAUUAUAACAACUCUCACUGUUUCGCUAUAUUUACUUUCUAUGAAUAACUAAGCUAUUUAGGUAUUAAUUUGUUAUUGCUAAGGUGUUCUCGAUAUUGUUCUUUUUAAGUGAUAAGUACAAAUUUUAUCAAUGCUCAGUGUUUAAAGUUUAUCUUUAUUAUGUACGAGUAAAAUACCCCGUUAGACUUUUUUUUCAUAUAUAUCACUUUUACUUCGCGUAUACUUUAUUUCAAAGCGUAGCUAAAUUAAAAAUUUGACAACGACACUAUUUUUAUUAUGUGUUAGAUUUGUUAAUUUUCUUCCUUUGUUAUAAACAUGAUACUUAAUCUAAAUAAUUUCUCUAAAUACUACAUUUUUGUCUUGUACCUAUCCUUAUAGGAUAAUAGCGAAUGAAAGUAGAUAAAUAAAUUAAUCAUACGAUAGUAAAGUAAGUAAACUAGUUGAUAAUAAGAUGUGUAUUGGUGAGCGAGUAGCACUAUCGUCUUUAGUUUUUACAUGUUCUAUUAAUGUUGCUAUUAGAUAAAUCAUAAUUUAUUACACUUCAAAUUAUAUAUUUAAGUGGCAAUCUGUUCUGCUAUUUUAAAUAGUUUAUUGUGAUGCAAUAUGUUUAAUAACAGAGUAGAUAAAUUUAAUAAAAUUAUAUAUAUUUAAGUUGGCUCUGUGAAAAUUAUAUACUUAAUAAGUAAAGAUAAUCUACUGUUUCCGUGAGCAGCUUUAACCUGAUAACCGUCUUAAAGUUCUAAAGUAGACUUAUUUGGAAGUUUAUCCUGACGAAAUUCAUAUUAUUUAUUCCGAAAAGAACUUAAAAUUUUUAUGUUUCGCGGAGUAACUUUCUGCGGCUUGCACUGAUUGAUAAUACCAAGUCGUGCCGACCAGGCUUUCAAAAUGUAUGUCGCGGGAGUAACCAUCAAAAUAUGUUUUCAGUACGGUCAGCUACAUAAAUAUAUUUACACCUGUACCUAUUUAAUUUUGAACCUCCUUUCCCAGUAAUAAGUUUCGAUAUGUAUAGAUAUAUAGACGUGACUGUACAUAAUAUGUGCCAACUCGUAUGUCUAAAUUUCGAAGGGCCAUAAUUGUGUACCUAAUGAAAACGUCGUACAAUAGACGUGCGAAAAGGAAAUUUGUAGCUGGUAUCGACUUUGUGAAUAGUGACUGGUGAAUGUAUCGCUGGUUUGGGUUUUCCCUUCUCCGCACUUGUGUCGUAAUAUACUAUAACCGUACUAAUUUCCUUACUCAGAUGAUUUUACUCUUUAUGUCAAACCGUAAUGCUCACGGGUAUUGUGUCUUCAAGUGUCUCUGUUAAUAUUGAACGGCAUUGCAGCUAAGCUAGCAAUGACCGAUGAAAUAUUGAUAGUGAACUUAUUUUUGCUUCUAAUUUUAAUAAAACUGUUUAUUUAAAAGCACAGUUAUAGACUAUCGAUAGAACUUUGAUGUGUAUAACUAUAACGAUCGUAUCUUUUAGAUACUUAUAAAAUGUGGCACUCAUGGUUGCCACAAUAUUAUUGAGUAAAGGUAGGGGAAGAUAUUAAAGGGAUUUUCUUGACGGAUAAGAUGAAUUAAUGUUCCGUAUUCUCCCACCUUACCUUCUAAAAAUGCGUUGUUAUUCGUAAAAAAAUAACACGAAUAAGCAAAAACUGUCAAAGACAGACAUUUUGUCAGGCAACUUGUCAACUUGUCAGGCAUAAAAAAACAUGUUUACCGACAUAAUAAAAUCUUAUUUUAUUUGAGUGUUACCAUCUCUAAACAUUCCAUAAUUUCUAGUAAAGUGGCUUUUUUUAAAUUGCAUAUGCUUAAUGUCACUACUCCUAGCCUUCGCGAUAUCAAUUCUAGAAAUAUGUAUUUAAUUUUUCCGUUUACAAAUAAUUCGAAAUUUGCUCUUGUUCUAUAUUAGUUGAAUUGAUUUUACUACGUUGAGUGCUGCUCCUGUAUGGAAAGUGGUUGAGAGUCUUCGUUAUAACUAGGGAUGUAAUUAUUUAUUAAUAUGUAAGGAAAGUAUUUUUAAUGUUAUAUGCAUCACCUACAACAAUGCCUAAUCCAGAACAUUCCAUUAUUACCGAUUAUUAUUUUUAUCAUUAGAUUUAUUAUUUACUUAAAUUAUAUCAUACUGUUACAAAGUCAUUAGAUGGUAGAACGUUUUAUAAUGUGAUCCUUGUUAGCUUUGAAUUUAUUCUUAUUAAGUUUAUUCAAGCAAUUUUGUAAUGUUAUUUACUUAUAUUUAAUGUACUUAUUCCUUGUGAUUUCAUAUUUAAGCUUGUUUCUCGGCAUGUUAUGUUGAAUACAAAUAAUAACAGUAGAAUCACAUACUUGCAUAAAUUUAAUUAUUAAGUCAGAUGAAAUUGAAAAAAAAAACAGUUUUGAUCUUGCACACGGAGCAUGACAAGACUCGACUCGGAUGAUCCACGUCAUUGAAGCAAAUCAGGGCGAGAGCUAGUAAAAUAACAUUACUAAUAAUUGGGCUAGAAGCUAUAUCAACCUUGAAAUUAUUAUCCGCGUAAGAAGCCUGGGCCAUCUUGUUGCUCAUGCGCCGUGUGCAAGCACCACAACUGUGUAAUAGUAAAUCUUAAUACCUACCUACUAAUUGACCAUUUUAACUACCUAUUAUUAAUAUCUGGUGCAAACCGGUAUGAAUCUUAAUGCAACUGUAAACACUUUGUGUUUAAAUCUGAAGCGUAUCAGGGUGAAUAGCAAAAUCUGAUGAGCAAUGGACAUUCUUGACUACUAAUGAUGACUGAAGUAAAAUCUAUAUAAUAACUGUUAAAAUUGAAUAAACCGCACAAAAUAA